Molecule: messenger RNA, 465 nt
Organism: Eimeria mitis
Lineage: Eukaryota; Apicomplexa; Conoidasida; Eucoccidiorida; Eimeriidae
Exons: 2
Coding region: 1-465 (154 amino acids)
Source: RefSeq, a predicted model, not a curated record
AUGUUACUUGUGGGCCUUGGGGCUGUUGCUGCAGCCGGCGCUGCAUUUGUGUUGCCGCUGUUGCUCUACUAUCACUUUGUCGACAGGCGGAAGAGCAGCCCGAUUGCAGCUCUAUCAUUUUGCUUCACACUCACCUUUGCUCUUCUUCUUGCCCUUCUCGUGCCCAUAGACAUCAUGCAGGCUUCCACAGCCAACUCUGCUGCCUUACGGAAGACCGAGCCCUCUCGAGAGCUGCAGCAGCCGCCAUCUGUGGCUGAAGCUGCUGCUGCAGCUCACGCUUCCAACACAGCAGCAGCAGCUUUUACUCCCGCGGGAGCAGCAGCAGCAGCAGCUGCUGCUGCUGGCUGGGCAGCACUCAGGAACGCUGUCCUUCCCCUCACCCCUGAGGUGUUGCAGCAGCUAUACCUUUGUCUUGGCAUCGCUGUCUUCCUCUGCUGCUUCGUACUGACACCUCGAGAGCGAUAG